This is a messenger RNA of Pieris napi, 4884 nucleotides long. It is a transcript of the gene Octalpha2R, whose product is annotated as alpha-2 adrenergic receptor. Gene Ontology annotation, molecular function: G protein-coupled amine receptor activity. The transcript is spliced from 7 exons. Gene Ontology annotation, cellular component: membrane. The record is from RefSeq and is a predicted model, not a curated record. NCBI's taxonomy places the organism in Eukaryota, Metazoa, Arthropoda, Insecta, Lepidoptera, Pieridae. The coding region runs from base 523 to 2160 and encodes 545 amino acids. Gene Ontology annotation, biological process: adenylate cyclase-activating adrenergic receptor signaling pathway.
ACCGUCGCGAGAUCACGGCUUUACCACGCUCCAUACGUUAUUAAAAUCAAAAUAAAUUAAAAAAAUACGUGAUUGUGGCCAUGCUUGUGUUGUUUUGUGUGUGUAUUCGAACAUUAACACUGCAAAAACAUGUAAUAAUUUAAACCAUCCAUCAAGAAAAUAACCGCUUUUCCUCACCUGAAACACGAGUACAUGACAAUGCAUUAACCGACCAGUUGCGGUCGUGGCGACACGAAAAUGACUAGAAAUUAAAAAUGUGAUCAAAAAUAAACAAAAAUGUUCGCGAAAACGGAUCGAUUCUGGGAUCGGAGAAAGUUUAGGAACUCACGAUGAUGCCGCGUUAUCGAUUUUUCGAUUCGAUAAAAUAAAUCGAUUCCUCUCGAUUUAUCGCUUAGUAAAUUGUGUUGCAAUUAUUUUAAAUUCUAAAGCAAUAUUAGGUUAAAUUGUAAAUAAGUGUAAAUAUUUCGGACACAAUUCCGUUCCUAGGCAUAACGGGGCCAAAAUCGCGUAGCUAGAAUCAAAAUGCUACCAAAUAUAACGUUUGGUAGAACGAUGAGUUGGAAUGAAACGAACUCAACACAUUUAAUACCAAGUUACUUGAGCCAAGAGGAGUUCUUUGCGUUGCAAAACGGUUCGGAUCUGAAUUCGACGUUUAAUGACACACAUUUUGUGCUGAAGUCUUGGUAUCCGAGUGGAUAUUCACCGGCGCAUAUAAUAAUCGCGUCGGUGGUCGUAACGGUUCUUAUGAUUAUGGUGGUAGUAGGGAAUAUGUUGGUGAUUAUUGCAAUAGUGACUGAAAAGGCGCUGAAGAACAUACAAAAUUGGUUCAUAGCGUCACUGGCUGUGUCGGAUUUCUUUCUUGGUUUAGUGAUAAUGCCAUUUUCGCUCGCGAAUGAGCUUAUGGGUUACUGGAUUUUUGGGUUUUGGUGGUGCGAGAUACAUUCCGCGAUGGAUGUGUUGUUGUGCACCGCGUCUAUUAUGAAUUUGUGCCUCAUAUCACUGGACCGCUACUGGAGUAUAACACAGGCGGUAGAUUACCUCAAAAAGCGGACACCUGCGCGUGCGGCGCUCAUGAUUGCAGCAGUAUGGCUCAUGAGCGCGCUCGUCUGUAUACCGCCGUUAUUGGGAUGGAGAGUUAGCAGACCUCUAGAGCAGUUUCCACAGUGCAAGGUGUCAGAUGACAUCGGCUACGUGAUAUAUUCUGCACUGGGCAGCUUUUACAUCCCGUCCUGCAUCAUGGUGUUCGUUUACAUAAGGAUAUACUACGCUGCCAAAGCUAGGGCGAGACGAGGGAUCAGAAAGAAUCCAAGACCAAGAUCUAAUGACCAGCAAACAAGUUUCUCAAACGCGCCAAAGGGGUCGAACCCUAUGCCUUCUUCGUCCUUAACGAUGCCUGCGGGAGUGGACGGUAGUCAUUCUAAUAAUAAUAGGGAAACACAAAUAUCGACAAUAGAAACGCAGCAAGUUCCCAUACCUACGGUGACAUGCGAUUUUGCAUCUGACAUAUCCACUAGCGAGGCUGCUGAUCAGGCACCAACUCCUGAUGAUAGAAAGGAUACACUCAAGGUGGUUACAUCAGCUCAAGUAACGAGAAAUCCUUUAGCCGCGUGUGCCUAUAGACACUCAACUCUUUCCGUAAACGGUGAGCUUGCUCUACAAUCUCAACGUUGCCGGGCUCCCAGCGUCGCCAUAGACACCGACAUGGUCUCCGAACUGGAGCCUUCGUCAUCGGACUCAGGAGUUGCAACACGCUGUGCAGUGGUCAAACCGCUCAAACUUCGAAUAUGCCAGCCAAUUUUUGGUAAAAAGUCUGACCGAAAACAAGAAAAGACGCUACCCUCAAAGUCAGAACUGGAACCAGCGUUACCGAAACAGCAUAAACCGAGAGAUCCUGAAAGGGAAAAAAGAAGAUUAGCGAGGAAAAAAGAAAAACGAGCCACGUUGAUUCUAGGCCUAAUCAUGGGCAGUUUCAUUGCUUGUUGGCUGCCGUUUUUCUUUUUGUAUAUUUUGAAGGCUGCGUGUAGAUGGUGUGUUAUACCCGGGAGUGCGUUCGCGAUCGCCUUCUGGUUAGGCUAUAUGAACUCAGUUUUAAAUCCAGUUAUCUAUACGAUAUUUAAUAAGGAUUUCCGAAGGGCGUUCAGGCGUAUACUGUUCAAGUGAUGUUUGGCCUACCUGUGCUGUUACCAAUGCGUGGCCAACAGGAUUUUGUUGGCUCAGCAGAGGGCAGCACCAGGUCUUUACAAUAUGCGUUAAUUUCUACUUGACAAAGCUAAAAUUAAUUUCACGAAGAACCAUUCAACUGUUAAUAUUGUAUUAUAUUGAGUUCUUUGUAAGUGUAAUUUAGUUCUCGAUAAAGGUUUUAAUAAGUAUUAUGAAAACGAUAUUAUUGUUGAAAGGAAUUGAAUAUGACUUGAUUUAUAUUCAGUAGAAAAUGUUUUAGUCUUUACAAAGAACAUCUCUAAUAUUUUGCACAAAAUUAGAAACUAAAUUGAACUGUCGGUUAAAAACGACCGAAAAAAAUCAAUCAUAAUCGAUAAUAUAGUAAAACUCAAUAAAUUUCUACCCGACGAAGUUACAUUAAAAUAUUUAUACUGAAAAGUAAACAUUGUUUCAAUAUUGUAAACCUUCGAUGAAUAUUCAUUUUAAUUAAUAUUAUUGUUCGAAGUUAUUAUUAUCUGUUAGUUUAGGUAGAUUAAUUUAGUUGAUUUUAACUACUGUGAUCGAUUUUUCCUACAUAUUUAUAAUUGUGUAUAGUACUUAUCAUAUUGUAAAGACCAGUUAUAGAUAGUAGAAAGUUUUUAAAAAUAGAACCUUUUUUCAAUACCUUUUAAAUUAUAAAUUCAUGUCUGAAUAUGUAAAUGUCAAUCAAAUUCAAAAGAACGAUUCAAAUCUACACAGGUCGUAACCAUAAGGCUUGUCGCAUACACACGUUUUCCGUAUUCGAUUUCCGAAUGCGGAAUUUCGAUUUGGACAAGCCUAAGAGAUGUGUAAGAUGUGGUCGAAAAUCUUUAGCCUGCCCAUUAUAGAAAUAAAAAAAAUACUGAGACUGAGAGCACGUUUAUCGUAGGCUGAGGCCAACGGAACCUAAACUUAGUUUCGUUGUUUAUACAAACAUUUAACUUUAAAUAAACAGAUUAUAGACGAAAUAAUUAGUCUAGUUUUAGGCUAACGACAGAAUUUCCUGCAUUUUUUUAACAACUCUAUCUUGGAAAUAAUUUUUAAGAUAAUUUACAAGUUUUUGACUUUUGAACAAAUUUUGAUUGACGUUUAAGUAUUUCGACAUAAAACAGUGCCCUACUGAUUGAAUAAUGACUGUGCCUCCGUGCCUAUCAAUGCACUUUACAUAAACGCACCUUCAUUAAGUACUAAUGUAAAAAAAAAUAUUUACGCAAGUGUAUUUUUCUGAUUUAAAUGCAUUAAUAAACUCUGUAUAGAUCACACGUAGUCACGCAAAAAAAACGAUGCGUUGUGAUCCAAUUAAGGAUUAUUUUAUUUAUAUUUUGUCAAUGAAAGCUGUUUAGUACAAAAUUGAAUAAUAUCUAAAUUGCAAUUUUAUGUAUGCUAUAAAAUAAAAUAAAUAACGAAUAUCUUACCUUCUAAUAUAAAUAACUCCUAAUACCUUUAAGUAUUAUUUCUGGUAAAAUUGGUGGAUAGUAAUUUAAUCAAAUUAUAAUGUUCAAUGCCAAUUUAAUUAUUUAAUUAUAAAAAUUAUUGCCAUGUUACACCAAUUUUGAAAUUUUAAUGACAUUGACAAUUGCUGAAAAGUUUGCGCUUACUCAAUAAUUAUAAGAUUAUUUUAGAACAGAACACACUACGAUUAACCUACAUAAUAAUUUAUUAUCUGUUUUAAUUUGUUGAAUUCUCCCAUGUAUAUUGUAGAUGGCGCUGGUCGCAAAAAAUCGUGAUUUACCUAGAUAUAAGAUUUAAUAUAAUCUUGUAAUGAUACCAAAAGAACACCAAAAUCUUUGUAAAUUUUCUAAUCUUAUGAACUAGUAAUAAUGUUCAAUAUCUAAAGUAUACGCCUAGUAUAUAUAAUUAGCGAAAUUAAUGUAUAUAAAAAGCUACUUAUAAUAUUUUGCUUGGAAUAAUAGAAUUUUGACCCAUGGUUUUAUUUAACUAAACCUACCUAUGACUGACAGUAGUUUUCUGUAAUUUGUAAAUAAUUUAUAAUUAGUGAAAAAACAACGACUAUUUAAUUCUAAAUUAUUAAUUAUAGAUUCUUAUAGAUCUCUAGUGAUAGAUAUUCAUAGUUUAGGCGUGAGAAGCAAUAGAAUUUUCAUUUAACUCACUUGAAAUUUUUCAUGUUGUCUUCCAAUGCGUGUGUGAUCAUAAAUCAUUCCUUAAUUUAAAAACACCAAAUUUUGUGUAUCGCACAUAAGUAUUAUUAUUUAUUAAGAUUCGAAACGGAUAUUUAGGAUUACAUAAUAUAGCACUGAGCCCAUGCUUAUUGUGACUAUCCUAUAAUCAGAAGGAAUGUCUAAAACUGUAUUUUAGUCAUUCCUUCCUAAUGCAAUAAUUAUUAGCUAAAACGUUUGUUUGUAUCAAAGUUUUCAAAGAUAUACAGGUUUUGUACAGAAUAAAUAUACCUACUAUUUCUUAUAGAUUAAAAUAGCGAAUUUUGAGAUAUUAUCUAUAAUGUUUAUUAGUAUAAUUAUAUAGUAUAUUCCCCUAAUAAUUAGAGAAUGUUCAAUAAAAUUGUUCUAAAUCUUAAAUUACUAUUUAUAUAAUAAUAAUGUUACGCUAUAGUAUAAUUUGUUGAUGAUAUUUUAAAUUUGCGUCUGUUACGUUUCAAAUUCUUUGAAAACUUGUAAUUAAUAUACGAUUAUUCUCUCGAAUGUAAAAAAAAGAUUAUACGAAGUACCAAAUAUACAAUUUUAAUCUUUA